Plectropomus leopardus (leopard coralgrouper) is the source of this 458-nucleotide messenger RNA. NCBI's taxonomy places the organism in Eukaryota, Metazoa, Chordata, Actinopteri, Perciformes, Serranidae. The record is from RefSeq and is a predicted model, not a curated record.
AGUCGUGACGAUUUCCUCCAACAUGGUUCCACGAUGAGCGAGCGGUCGUUGGACCUCUGGUUCUGCGAGGAGUGCCAGGACUAUUUCCAGAAGGAGUGUCCGGCCCACGGGCCCCCGCUGUUUGUCCCCGACACGCCUGCGGCCCUGGGGUCGGCCAACAGGGCGGCGCUCACCGUCCCGUCGGGCCUGGAGGUCUUCACCGAGGACGACCAGGUGGAUGUUCGCUGCCUGGACCCAAACAUCCCCAAGGGGGCGGUGUUUGGACCGUACGAGGGCGAGCUGGUGUCCAAGGACAAAUCCUCCGGCUUCUUCUCCUGGAUAGUGAGUUUAACUGGUCCCAGACCAGUUCAGAACCAGUCUAAACCUGGUCCAGGCUUAACCUGCAUUCACAUACCGUUCACGAGUUAUUUGAUCCUUUGAAAACUGAGUCGGUUUGAUUUCUGUAGAAAAACACUAGA